Messenger RNA from Loxodonta africana (African savanna elephant), 12488 nucleotides. RefSeq names its product lysine demethylase 2A (gene KDM2A). NCBI's taxonomy places the organism in Eukaryota, Metazoa, Chordata, Mammalia, Proboscidea, Elephantidae. The record is from RefSeq and is a predicted model, not a curated record. Gene Ontology annotation, biological process: regulation of transcription by RNA polymerase II; protein demethylation. Bases 5988 to 9710 code for a protein of 1240 amino acids. The transcript is spliced from 22 exons. Gene Ontology annotation, molecular function: DNA binding; transcription coregulator activity; histone demethylase activity.
CACCCACCCCAGUGCCCCUCAGCAGGGCUGUAAUCAAUGUGUUAAACUCUCUGGGGCUUUGCUUCAGGAUGACUUCGGAGUCCCUUCCAGGCCCCAGCACUUGUUCAACCUAGAACAGAGGACUGCUUGACCACUUAGUCUCCAUUUACUCCUUUGGAAGUUGGGUAAUAGUCAUGAUACCUACCUUUUUAGGUUUGUUUGAGGAUUUAAUGGGGUAAUGAAUGUAGACUGCUUUGCAGUCAGUCAACUUUCAGGAAACGGCAUCUGUUAUAAUCCUCAAAGCUCAAUAAUUUAUUUUAUAUAACCAACCAUUUUUACAGUUUUAGAUUAAAAAUUCGACUGAUUUUUUUCUAAUUAUACCAAAAACACAUGAAUGCGUUAUCAUAUGAAGGUAAAACAUUGCAGAUAAAGCUAAAGAGCCCCUUCAUCUCUCUCAAGCCCCAUUGCUUUCUUAGAGGUGAACAUUUUGUCAGUUUUCACAUCCUUCCAUGUCUUUUUCUUUGCCUUUAAAAAUACACACACAUGCAUAUAUGUAUUUUCUACUUCAUGGAUUAAGAAUUUUAAAAGCUAGUGAUUUUUGUAAAUAUAAUUAUUAGUUAAUUAGAAUCUGUAUUUUACAGACUCAGUAACCAAAGGAUAGGAAAAUUUAGCAAUUGGUUACCCCCCGAAAAAAAACCCAAUGGGUUAUGUGGUAACAAAUCUGGGGCCAAAUGAUAGAAUUCUGUAUAACUCUAAAAACAAAAAAACCAAACCCCUUGCCAUCGAGUCAGUGUCCUAUAGUGACCCUAUAGGACAGAGUAGAAUUGCCCUAUACAGUUUCUAAGGAGCGCCUGGUGGAUUUGAACUGCUGACCUUUUCAUUAGCAGCCAUAGCACUUAACCACUGUGCCACCAGGGUUUCUGUAUAACCCUAGAAAGGUUUAAUCAAAGGGAAAAAAACUAGAAGAAAUAAUAAAUAACUUCAGUCCUUUAGUUCAAAAAUACACGUUUGCUUUUCUGGACAGUAAAUAGAUCAGAACUUAAGAAAUUCGCAGUCUCUCAGUUUACCUUAUAUUCUACAACUAGAGGUCAAUGAUAACAUUUGUUAAUCUGACAGUAAGAAAAGAUGUUUUCUUUCUCAGAAACAUGAAAAUUUGCCACGACCUUUUUGGGAUAAGGGAGGGAUGGUGGUGUAGUAGGGAAGAAUAGUAUUUGAAACUACUGUUUACAAAUCAUUGAUCCUCAAGUGUACUUAAAUUACUUUUGUGGUUGUUGUUGUUAGGUGCCGUCGAGUUGGUUCCGACUCAUAGUGACCCUGUGCACAACAGAAUGAAACAUUGCCCGGUCCUGCGCCAUCCUUACAAUCGUAGUUAUGCUUCAGCUCAUUGUUGCAGCCACUGUGUCAAUCCACCUCGUUGAGGGUCUUCCUCUUUUUCGCUGACCCUGUACUCUGCUAAGCAUGUUGUCGUUCUCCAGAGACUGAUCCCUCCUGACAACAUGUCCAAAGUACGUAAGAUGCAGUCUCGCCAUCCUUGCUUCUAAGGAGCAUUCUGGCUGUACUUCUAAGACAGAUUUGUUUGGUCUUUUGGCAGUCCAUGGUGUAUUCAGUGUUCUUCGCCAACACCACAAUUCAAAGGCAUCAACUCUUCUUUGGUCUUCCUUAUUCAUUGUCCAGCUUUCACAUGCAUAUGAUGCGAUUGAAAAUACCAUGGCUUGGGUCAGGCGCACCUUAGUCUUCAGGGUGACAUCUUUGCUCUUCAACACUUCGAAGAGGUCCUUUGCAGCAGAUUUGCCCAAAGCAGUGUGUCUUGAUUUCUCGACUGCUGCUUCCAUGGCUGUUGAUUGUGGAUCCAAGUAAAAUGAAAUCCUUGACAACUUCAGUCUUUUCUCCGUUUAUCAUGAUGUUGCUCGUUGGUCCAAUUGUGAGGAUUUUUGUUUUCUUUAUGUUGAGGUGUAAUCUAUAUUGAAGGCUGUGGUCUUUGAUCUUCAUUAGUAGGUGCUUCAGGUCCUCUUCACUUUCAGCAAGCAAGGUUGUGUCAUCUGCAUAACGCAGGUUGUUAAUGAGUCUUCCUCCAAUCCUGAUGCCCCGUUCUUCUUCAUAUAGUCCAGCUUCUCGUAUUAUUUGUUCAGCAUACAGAUUAAAUAGGUAUGGUGAAAGGAUACAACCGUGACGCACACCUUUCCUGACUUUAAACCAAUCAGUAUGCCCUUGUUCUGUCCUAACAACUGCCUCUUAAUCUAUGUAAAGGUUCCUCAUGAGCACAAUUAAGUGUUCUGGAAUUCCCAUUCUUCGCAGUGUUAUCCAUAGUUUGUUAUGAUCCACACAGUCAAAUGCCUUUGCAUAGUCAGUAAAACACAGGUAAACAUCCUUCUGGGAUUCUCUGCUUUCAGCCAGCAUCCACCUGACAUCAGCAAUGAUAUCCCUGGUUCCACGUCCUCUUCUGAAACCGGCCUGAAUUUCUGGCAGUUCCCCGUCAAUAUACUGCUGCAGCUGUUUUUGAAUGAUCUUCAGCAGAAUUUUGCUUGCGUGUGAUAUUAAUGAUAUUGUUCUGUAAUUUCCACGUUCAGUUGGAUCACCUUUCUUGGGAAUAGGCAUAAAUAUGGAUCUCUUCCAGUCAGUUGGCCAGGAACCUGUCUUCCGUAUUUCUUGGCAUAGAUGAGCGAGCACCUCCAGCACUGCAUCUGUUUGUUGAAACAUCUCAAUUGAUAUUCCAUCAAUUCCUGGAGCCUUGUUUUUCGCCAGUGCCUUCAGAGCAGCUUGGAUUUCUUCCUUUAGCACCAUUGGUUCCUGAUCCACAUGCCACCUCUUGAAAUGGUUGAAUAUUGACUAAUUCUUUUUGGUAUAAUGACUCUGUAUUCCUUCCAUCUUCUUUUGAUGCUUCCUGCAUCAUUUAAUAUUUUCCCCAUGGAAUCCUUCACUAUUGCAACUCGAGGCUUGAAUUUUUUCUUCAGUUCUUUCAGCUUGAGAAACGCCGAGCAUGUUCUUCCAUUUUGGUUUUCCAUCUCUAGCUCUUUGCACAUGUCAUUAUAAUACUUCACUUUGUCUUCUCGAGAGGCCCUUUGAAAUCUUCAGUUCUUUUACUUCGUCAAUUCUUCCUUUUGCUUUAGCUGCUCGACGCUCAAGAGCAAGUUUCAGAGUCUCCUCUGACAUCCAUCUUGGUCUUUUUUUUCUUUGCUGUCUUUUCAGUGACCUCUUGCUUUCUUCAUGGAUGAUGUCCUUGAUGUCAUUCCACAACUCGAGUGGUCUUCAGUGAAUAGUGUUCAGUGCGUCAAAUCUAUUCUUCAGAUGUUCUCUAAAUUCAGGUGGGAUAUACUCAAGGUCAUAUUUUGGCUCUCAUGGACUUGCUAUGAUUUUUUUCGAUUUCAGCUUGAACUUGCAUAUGAGCAGUUGAUGGUCUGUUCCACAGUCGGCCCCUGGCCUUUUUCUGACUGAUGAUGUUGAGCUUUUCCAUCAUCUCUUUCCACAAAUGUAGUCAAUUUGAUUUCUGUGUGUUCCAUCUGGUGAGGUCCAUGUGUAUAGUCGCCGUUUAUGUUGGUGAAAGAAGGUAUUUGCAAUGAAGAAGUCAUUGGUCUUGCAAAAUUCUAUCAUUCGAUCUCCGGCAUUGUUUCUGUCACCAAGGCCAUAUUUUCCAACUACUGAUCUUUCUUCUUUGUUUCCAACUUUCGCAUUCCAAUCACCAGUAAUUAUCAAGGCAUCUUGAUUGCGUGUUCGAUCAAUUUCACACUGCAGCAGCUGAUAAAAAUCUUCUGUUUCUUCAUCUUUGGCCCUAGUGGUUGGUGCAUAAAGUUGGAUAAUAGUCAUAUUAACUGGCCUUCCUUGUAGGCGUAUGGAUAUUAUCCUAUUGCUGACAGCGUUAUACUUCAGGAUGCAUCUUGAAACGUUCUUUUUGACGAUGAAUGCAACACCAUUCCUCUUCAAGUUGUCAUUCACAGCAUAGUAGACUAUAUGAUUGUCUGAUUCAAAAUGGCCAAUACCAGUCCAUUUCAGCUCACUAAUGCCUAGGAUAUUGAUGUUUAUGUGUUCCAUUUCAUUUUUGACGAUUUCCAAUUUUCCUAGAUUCAUACUUCGUACAUUCCAGGUUCCAAUUAUUAAUGGAUGUUUGCAGCUGUUUCUUCUCGUUUUGAGUUGUGCCACAUCAACAAAUGAAGGUUCCGAAAGCUUUACUCCAUCCACGUCAUUAAGGUCGACUCUACUUUGAGGAGGCAGCUCUUCCCCAGUCAUCUUUUGAGUGCCUUCCAACCCGAGGGCUCAUCUUCCAGCACUAUAUCAGACAAAGUUCCCCUGCUGUUCGUAAGGUUUUCACUGCCUAAUGUUUUUCAGAAGCAGACUGCUGGGUCCUUCUUCAUGGUCUGUCUUAGUCUGGAAGCUCAGCUGAAACCUGUUCUCCAUGGGUGACCCUGCUGGUAUCUGAAUACUGGUGGCAUAGCUUCCAGCAUCACAACAACACACAAACCCCCACAGUACAACAGACUGACAGACACUUGGGGGAAAACUGGAAGUUAGGUCUUGAAUAUUAGAUUCAGGUAAAACAUCUAGGCAAGAAUAAUCCUAGGUGAUUGAGCACCUCAAGUUGUUUCAGGUCUGGAAGUACGUAAAGCUAGGUUGUCCCUUUAUUAGUGAUGGCUAAGAUUGGCUAAGGUGGCAACUAGUAGAUUGGUCCAUUGUAAAGGUACUUUUUUUUCUUUUGCAGUUAGAAAGUAAUCUGUGGGUGAUACUUGGGCCACAUAGCAGGUAAAUAUUCGAGUAUUUGUCAGGCAUGUGCUAGGUACUGGGAGACAAUGGAGAAGGAUUCCUCUCACAGAACUUCCCUGUUUCUUUUUCCCUCCCAAGUUUGAGGACGAUACAGUGGGACUGGGUCUGCCCUGGAGGUAGGAGCAUUUGCAUUGCAGCUUUAUGUUGAUUUCAGAAAAAAAGGAUCAGUGAAAAAGUAUAUGCCAUUGUAAUUUUUCACUGAAUUUAGCUCUGCCUCACUGCCCUUUUCUUUAUCUGAUAAUUUCCAUGAGGCUUCCUGGGGGUAUAAUUGGGAGAGAAACUCUUCCUGAAAUAAAAUUCUGUAGUUUAGUUCUGGUAGAGAGGAAGAGGCAGUGAUGUUCUAUUUCAGCCACAGCCACCAGUAGAGUUUGUUGCGAUGUCUUGGGUGUCCUGAAGUGUGCUCAGGCUGCGGGUGGAACUUCAGCUGUUGGUGAAGACAGGCUCUCCCUUUCACUGUGUGCUGUUUCCAUUUGUUGCAAUGUGCCAGAUGUAGGCCUGCCUUUGCCAGGAUACAGAGAGAUCCACAACUUGAACCAUUGUUUCAAUGCUGCAGUUUUGACCCUAGAAAUCCUGUAGAGCCAGAUUGAGAGCAGUAAUUGUAAUGCCAGCAGCAACAUUGUUGUUGACCAGUUUGCUGGGAAGGCAGACCCUUCAUUUAGGCAGUAGACCUUACCAUUAACACCCAGAGUUCUGUUUAGAGGAAAGUAAAGAACCCUUUUAUUUCUGGCUGAUGGAGCUUGGAUAACUUUUCUUGCCUGCCUUUUCCCAGAAUUGACUGUGGAAGAGAAAGUAGUAGGAAGGGCUUUAGUGAUGGCUGUGGCAAUAGCAUGCUGUUAUGGGUAGCUGAAAUACGACUUUCUUAAGCUGUAUCCACCUGAAACCUUUAAUUGCUUUCAUGUCGUAGGGUGUCCACUUUAUUUUAAAUUCUCAGUUUUGAGUUUAUUGAUUAUAGGUUGUGUGUGUGUCGCCUUUGCUUUGGCAGUAGGGAAAUUAAUAUAUCGAAGUACAACGUUUUCCACACUUCUUGACCUGCAGUAGAAAAUACAUUUUAUUUUAUGACCCAGUAUUCUCCUAUACAUGUAUAUACAUAACUGUAACAAAAGUUUCAGGAAACGAUAACUUACCCAUACUGUGGUUUCUGAUAUUUUCCAUUCUGUUCUAUUGUUUAGCUUAAAAAAAAAGAAAAACAAAAAACCACAUACUGAAACCUAAGUUGAUUUUAUGGCCCAUGGUUUACAAAACAUUGGUGUGGAACAAUGGAUCUCAAAAACGUGGCCCAGGGUCGUACUCAGAAUCCUUGCAUAGAGGAACAGAAUAACCACGGCCUGUAUCAUCAUGCAUUAACAUGCAGCUGUCAUACUAAUGGCUUACAGUUGCAGCAGCUACAGAAGCGUGGCACCAUGAGGCGGCGCUAUGAGGAUGACGGCAUUUCAGAUGAUGAGAUUGAAGGGAAGAGAACCUUUGACUUGGAAGAGAAACUGCACACCAACAAAUACAACGCAAAUUUUGUUACUUUUAUGGAGGGAAAAGAUUUUAAUGUAGAAUAUAUCCAGCGGGGUGGCUUGAGAGACCCUCUGAUUUUCAAGAAUUCUGAUGGCCUUGGAAUAAAGAUGCCAGAUCCAGACUUCACUGUGAAUGAUGUCAAAAUGUGUGUGGGGAGCCGUCGCAUGGUGGAUGUCAUGGAUGUGAACACACAGAAGGGCAUUGAAAUGACCAUGGCUCAGUGGACACGCUACUAUGAGACCCCAGAGGAGGAACGAGAGAAACUCUAUAAUGUCAUCAGCCUGGAGUUUAGCCACACCAGGCUGGAGAACAUGGUGCAGAGGCCCUCCACGGUGGAUCUCAUUGACUGGGUAGACAACAUGUGGCCACGGCAUUUGAAGGAAAGUCAGACUGAAUCAACAAACGCCAUUCUGGAGAUGCAGUACCCAAAAGUACAGAAGUACUGUCUAAUGAGUGUUCGAGGCUGCUAUACUGACUUCCACGUGGACUUUGGUGGUACCUCUGUUUGGUACCAUAUCCAUCAAGGGGGAAAGGUCUUCUGGCUCAUCCCCCCUACAGCCCACAACCUGGAGCUGUACGAGAAUUGGCUGCUGUCAGGGAAACAGGGAGACAUCUUUCUGGGUGACCGGGUGUCAGAUUGCCAGCGCAUUGAGCUCAAGCAGGGCUAUACCUUCGUCAUUCCCUCAGGAUGGAUUCAUGCUGUGUAUACUCCUACAGAUACAUUAGUGUUUGGAGGCAAUUUUCUGCAUAGCUUCAAUAUCCCUAUGCAAUUAAAAAUAUACAACAUUGAAGAUCGGACUCGGGUUCCAAAUAAGUUCCGCUACCCAUUCUACUAUGAGAUGUGUUGGUACGUGUUGGAACGCUACGUGUACUGCAUAACCAACCGCUCCCACCUCACUAAGGAGUUUCAGAAAGAGUCCCUUAGCAUGGAUUUGGAGUUAAAUGGGUUGGAGUCCGGAAAUGGGGAUGAGGACGCUGCAGCGGAUCGAGAACCCCGGCGCUUGAGCAGUAGGCGUUCUAUUCUGACGAGCCCUGUAGCUAAUGGGGUCAACCUGGAUUAUGACGGACUGGGCAAAGCCAGCCGAAGUCUUCCAAGCCUGAAGAAAACCUUGGCCGGUGACACAUCCUCUGACUCUAGCCGGGGUUCCCACAAUGGCCAGGUGUGGGACCCCCAGUGUAGCCCCCGAAAGGACAGGCAGGUGCAUCUGACCCAUUUUGAGCUUGAAGGGCUUCGCUGCCUUGUAGAUAAGUUGGAGUCUCUGCCACUGCACAAGAAGUGUGUCCCCACGGGGAUAGAAGAUGAAGACGCCCUCAUUGCGGAUGUAAAGGGGGUGAGUGUGGCAUUAAUAAAGGGAAGAACUAGCGGAAGACCCAGGAUAAGAGCUCUUAAUCCAUUAAACCAGAUGUUUUAUAGAAAAAAAGUAGCCUGUAUAAAUAGAACUUCAUUUAUGGAUUUUACUAACAAGGUUUUGCUGGAGGAGCUUGCCAACAGUGAUCCCAAGUUAGCCCUCACUGGAGUCCCCAUAGUACAGUGGCCAAAAAGGGAUAAGCUUAAAUUCCCCACCCGGCCAAAGGUGCGGGUUCCUACCAUCCCCAUCACAAAGCCUCACACUAUGAAGCCAGCUCCGCGGUUAACACCUGUGAGGCCAGCUGCUGCCUCCCCCAUUGUAUCAGGAGCCAGACGGAGACGAGUGCGGUGUCGAAAAUGCAAAGCCUGUGUGCAAGGAGAAUGUGGCGUUUGCCACUACUGCAGGGACAUGAAGAAGUUUGGGGGGCCUGGUCGCAUGAAGCAGUCCUGUGUCCUCCGGCAAUGCUUGGCACCUAGACUGCCUCACUCCGUCACGUGUUCCCUCUGUGGUGAGGUGGAUCAGAAUGAAGAGACACAGGACUUUGAGAAGAAACUCAUGGAAUGUUGUAUCUGCAACGAGAUAGUUCAUCCUGGCUGCCUCCAGAUGGAUGGAGAGGGGUUGCUUAACGAGGAGUUGCCAAAUUGCUGGGAGUGUCCGAAAUGCUACCAGGAGGACAGCUCUGAGAAAGCCCAGAAGCGGAAAAUGGAAGAGAGUGACGAUGAAGCCGUGCAAGCCAAAGUCCUGCGGCCUCUGCGGAGCUGCGAUGAGCCCCUCACGCCCCCGCCUCACUCACCCACUUCCAUGCUGCAGCUCAUCCAUGACCCGGUUUCUCCCCGGGGUAUGGUGACUCGGUCAUCACCUGGGGCUGGCCCCAGUGACCACCACAGUGCCAGCCGCGAUGAGCGCUUCAAACGGCGGCAGUUGCUGCGACUGCAGGCCACAGAGCGCACCAUGGUACGGGAAAAGGAGAACAAUCCCAGUGGCAAAAAGGAGCUGUCUGAAGUUGAGAAAGCCAAGAUCCGGGGAUCGUACCUAACUGUCACGCUACAGAGGCCCACCAAAGAGCUCCAUGGGACAUCCAUUGUGCCCAAGCUGCAGGCCAUCACGGCUUCUUCUGCCAACCUUCGCCACUCCCCCCGUGUGCUGGUGCAGCACUGCCCAGCCCGAGCCCCCCAGCGUGGGGAUGAGGAGGGGCUGGGGGGAGAGGAGGAGGACGAGGAGGAGGCGGAAGAGGAUGAGGACAGUGCCGAGGAGGGGGGUGCGGCCAGGCUGAACGGCCGGGGCAGUUGGGCUCAGGACGGAGACGAGAGCUGGAUGCAGCGGGAGGUCUGGAUGUCUGUCUUCCGCUACCUCAGCCGCAGAGAACUUUGUGAAUGUAUGCGCGUGUGCAAGACGUGGUAUAAAUGGUGCUGCGACAAGAGACUUUGGACAAAAAUUGACUUGAGCAGGUGUAAGGCUAUUGUACCCCAGGCUCUCAGCGGCAUCAUCAAGAGGCAGCCGGUCAGCCUCGACCUCAGUUGGACCAACAUCUCCAAAAAGCAACUGACGUGGCUUGUCAACAGGCUGCCAGGACUGAAAGACCUCCUCCUGGCGGGCUGCUCCUGGUCUGCCGUCUCAGCCCUCAGCACGUCCAGCUGCCCCCUUCUCAGGACCCUGGAUCUUCGGUGGGCAGUAGGAAUCAAGGACCCUCAAAUUCGGGACUUGCUAACUCCACCAGCUGAUAAACCAGGCCAGGACAAUCGCAGCAAGCUCCGGAACAUGACCGACUUCCGGCUGGCAGGCCUUGACAUCACGGAUGCCACGCUUCGCCUCAUCAUCCGCCACAUGCCCCUCCUGUCUCGACUCGACCUCAGUCACUGCAGCCACCUUACAGACCAGUCCUCCAAUUUGCUCACCGCCGUCGGGUCUUCCACUCGUUACUCCCUCACUGAGCUCAACAUGGCAGGUUGCAAUAAAUUGACAGACCAGACCCUGAUCUACCUACGGCGUAUCGCCAAUGUCACUUUGAUUGACCUUCGAGGAUGCAAGCAGAUCACUCGGAAAGCCUGCGAGCACUUCAUCUCAGACUUGUCCAUCAACAGCCUCUACUGCCUGUCUGAUGAGAAGCUGAUCCAGAAAAUCAGCUAAGACGCACCCGGCCCAGACUGAGCAGGAGCCGGCCUUCCCUGCCUCCCUGCCAGGAGGGCCUCUCGCCCGACCCAGCCCAGACUGAGCAGGAGCCGGCCUUCCCCGCCUCCCUGCCAGGAGGGCCUCUCGCCCGACUCUGCACGGGCUCUGACCCUGCACGGGCUCCAAGGCCAGCGUCGCACUCCCUCUCUGCUCGCCCGUCCCCUACAGGCGGGGCAGAGAGGGUGAUGGACACCAGGCUCACCUGCCUGCUCCUCUCCCUCCUAAGGAAAAAGGAGGGCACAUUGAUCCAGUGGGAAAGAAAGCACAGGCUGUGUGCUGUCAAGGUGCCUGCGAGCCCGCCAGGAGGCCGGGGUCGCAGUUUGGGGGUGUUUGUGCAAGGUUCAUCUGCACUGGGCCCUGGGCCCUUCCUCCCGUGGUCUCCAGGGAAGAAAGUGGCCCUGUCGCCGAGGACUGGCUCUCCUAUGGUCUCCAGCGCGUGUCUCUCCUCCGUCACACUCUCCCGGCUUACGUAGGAGGGGCCAGCAGCCCCAGGAAUGCCAGACCCAUGCAGAUCACACUGGUGCUGUUGAGAUGUCUAGAUCUCUUGUCCACGUCUGUGUGCGCCCUCCUCCUCUCCCGUUAGCUUGAUGCUGUCAACGCUCGUGGUAAUUCAAACAGUGAGGUUUCCCAAGCCCACUGUGCCCACCCCUAGACUUCCCCAGUAGUCUCUCUGAGGUCCGUGUUGCACUUAUUGGGGCUGAGGCUCUUCAGAGGAGCUGAAACUGCCCGCCCCAGGGACACCCCCACUCUAUUGCUUCCCAGGCAGAUUCUGAGACAGGCACCAUCUCCCUGUUUUGCCCCCCAUGACCCCUUGCCAGUGUCCUUGGUUCUGCCUGUGUGGGGCUUUCCCAGGAUGCAGAUGCAUGGCCUCAGGGAGCAGGGGACUGGGUGAGGCUACCUGCCUCCCAUCCAGGCCCCAGGCCUCCGAUUUGGGGACUCCCAGGGCCCAGGCUGUGUUUUGCCCCAGUGGCUCACUGACCUGGCACCUCUGGGCAGGGUCCUGCUUACAAGCCAGUCACCUGCCCUCUGCCUGCAGCCAGGGAAGGGGGUGUGCAUGUGCCUCUGUGUGUGUGUGUGUGUGUGUGUGUGUGUGUGUCUGGGGAGGGAGGGAACUUGUGUUUCCCGCUCCACCGCCCUGUGUGAGUCCCCAUGGCUGCCCCCUUUUACUUUGCAUUGAACGGCCUGUCCAAAGAUCUUCUCUCUAGGGCAGCAGAGAGCUUUUUGCACUUUAAAAGAAAGAAAGAAAGAAAGGUCGGAAUUUCUUCUGGGUCAAUAUUUAAGUGUGUGAGGAGAUGCUCAUAGCAGCAGCCUGUGGCAAGAGCUUAGAGACAAUAGAUGCCAAUUUGCACUCUGCUCCCAUCUGUGAGGGUAUUGAUAGCACAGCCCCCGCCUUCUCGUCCUGCAGCCCCAGCCCUUCCUCGCCUGUCCCGUAGCCCAGUGUCAGACUCUCCUCCCCUCUGAGCCCUGUGGGAUGGGGAGCCAGGAGCCGCGUCAGAGGAGAGACGACCACACCCUUCCAGAAGUGAGAGCAGCAGAGUCCCCUCUGCCACCUCGCCCAGCUGUGACCCUGGCGUUGACCGGCUUCCUGAGAGAAAAAUGGGUCGGGGAGGGGGGCGCAUUGUGUCCGUUCCUUCCGAUCUGCUGAAUCUCGGCUGCACCUUAAAAACACCAGUCUGCUCCCUCGACCCUCUGCCCCUUCCGUUGGUCUCCAGGCCCCAGCAAUCUGGGGCUGUAACUCCGAGGAAAUGCCAGUGACUUAUUCCAGAGUGCCUCAGUUAGGGGGACUUCUCUGUAAAGAACCCUGGGUAUUGAGCAAAAACCUUAUUAAUAUUAUUGUUAAUGACCUAUAAUUGGAAGCUUCCUGCCUUGUUUUGGUUGCUCCUGUGGAAAAUACUGAAAAGAUGACCUUUUUUUUUUCAUUUGCUUUUUUUGUCUUUUGAUAAAAGGGGAGGUGGAGAGACCCCUUCAGAGCAGGGAUUGUGCCGGGAGAGUGCCUCUGACUUUGGGACGUUUCAUCCGCAGAAAUUUCCAAGCUGAUAGUUUGCUUUGAGUUUUGUUUGUUUUUUGGUUUGGAAAAACAAGCAUUUUUCCGUGCACGUAAAUUGGUCAGCAGAAAAGGGAGCCCGGGAGUGGCAGCUGGACCGAUGCCCUGCUGGGUUGUACUUUUCUUUGGGACUGUGAGGGGAGAAUGGUCUGGUCUGCGCAGAGAAGAGGAACCUGGGGAGCUCCGGGCAUUUCUUGCGGUCUGCUCUUAGCUCCGUCCUUGCCAGGAGAGGUUGCCCUCCCAGCACAGGACCAGACACCCUGCCUCCAUCUUUCCAAGCACCGGUGUGAAAAGCCACAGAGGAAAGGAAGAAAAUUUAUAUAUAUAUAAUAUAAAAUCACUUGGUGAUUAAAAAAAUAACUGCUCCAUAAAUAAAACUCCUAAAGUCACUAUGUUUAAAGGGUUUGGUUGUGUUUUUUUGUUUGUUUUUCGGAGAAAUUGUAAAUAUAUAUUUUUUGUUGCUGAUUUAGAGUCCAUCUCCAAUGUUGUGCUAAAAAUUUUAAAUUAAAUGUAAGCAUUAAGGGGGUAAGUCUUACACUAUCUCAGUUGACACAUCGGGGUUAUUUUGGGCCAGGGAAGGAGGGAAGCUUCUCCACUAUUGGUUUUAGAAAGAGCAAGGACAUCUUUCCUCUGACACGUGGGAAUGGGAGAUAUUUGUGUAAUAAAAUUUUUAAAAAAGACAAAAAAAGAAA